Jaculus jaculus (lesser Egyptian jerboa) is the source of this 3142-nucleotide messenger RNA. It is a transcript of the gene Ptbp2, whose product is annotated as polypyrimidine tract binding protein 2. Bases 116 to 1729 code for a protein of 537 amino acids. The record is from RefSeq and is a predicted model, not a curated record. The transcript is spliced from 14 exons. Gene Ontology annotation, biological process: regulation of RNA splicing; mRNA processing. Gene Ontology annotation, cellular component: nucleus. NCBI's taxonomy places the organism in Eukaryota, Metazoa, Chordata, Mammalia, Rodentia, Dipodidae. Gene Ontology annotation, molecular function: mRNA binding.
GCUCCGGCACCUUCGGCAAUUUCCGUCGGACCCUGGCCGCCAUUUUCUCGCCGCUUGUGAGGCUCGCUGGCUGCGUGGCUCGGUUCUUGGGAGCGAAGCUUUGUCCGGUUCGGCAAUGGACGGAAUUGUCUCUGAUGUUGCUGUUGGUGUGAAGAGAGGAUCUGACGAACUACUCUCAGGCGGUGUUCUCAAUAGUCCCAACUCUAAUAUGAGUGGUAUGGUAGUUACAGCUAAUGGUAACGAUAGUAAGAAAUUCAAAGGAGAUGAUAAGAUGGAUGGUGCUCCCUCUCGUGUGCUUCAUAUUCGAAAAUUACCUGGUGAAGUGACAGAAACAGAAGUUAUUGCUUUAGGCUUACCUUUUGGUAAGGUGACAAACAUCCUCAUGCUGAAAGGAAAAAAUCAGGCAUUUUUGGAACUGGCAACAGAGGAAGCAGCUAUUACCAUGGUUAAUUACUAUUCUGCUGUGACACCUCAUCUUCGUAACCAACCAAUUUAUAUCCAAUACUCCAAUCACAAAGAACUAAAAACAGAUAAUACAUUAAACCAACGUGCUCAAGCAGUUCUUCAAGCUGUGACAGCUGUCCAGACAGCAAAUACACCUCUUAGUGGUACCACAGUCAGUGAGAGUGCAGUGACUCCAGCCCAGAGUCCUGUCCUUAGAAUUAUUAUUGACAACAUGUACUACCCUGUCACACUUGAUGUUCUUCACCAAAUAUUUUCCAAGUUUGGUGCUGUAUUGAAGAUAAUCACAUUCACAAAAAAUAACCAGUUUCAAGCUUUGCUCCAAUAUGGUGAUCCAGUAAAUGCUCAACAAGCAAAACUAGCCCUAGAUGGUCAAAAUAUUUAUAAUGCUUGCUGUACCCUAAGGAUUGAUUUUUCCAAACUUGUGAAUUUGAAUGUAAAAUACAACAAUGAUAAAAGUAGGGAUUAUACUCGACCUGAUCUUCCAUCUGGAGAUGGCCAGCCUGCAUUGGACCCAGCUAUUGCUGCAGCAUUUGCCAAGGAGACAUCCCUUUUAGGGCUUCCUGUUGCAGCUGUUCCAGGAGCUCUCAGUCCUUUGGCCAUUCCCAAUGCCGCUGCAGCAGCUGCUGCGGCUGCUGCUGGCCGUGUGGGUAUGCCGGGAGUCUCAGCUGGUGGCAACACAGUCCUGUUGGUUAGCAAUUUAAAUGAAGAGAUGGUUACGCCCCAAAGUCUGUUUACCCUCUUCGGUGUUUAUGGAGAUGUGCAACGCGUGAAGAUUUUGUACAAUAAGAAAGACAGUGCUCUAAUACAGAUGGCUGAUGGAAACCAGUCACAGCUGGCCAUGAAUCAUCUGAAUGGACAGAAAAUGUAUGGAAAAAUUAUUCGUGUUACUCUGUCUAAACAUCAGACUGUGCAGCUACCUCGAGAAGGGCUUGAUGAUCAGGGGCUGACAAAAGAUUUUGGUAAUUCCCCACUGCAUCGUUUUAAGAAACCUGGAUCCAAAAAUUUUCAAAACAUUUUUCCUCCUUCUGCAACCCUUCACUUAUCUAAUAUCCCUCCUUCAGUAGCAGAAGAGGACCUCCGAACACUGUUUGCUAACACUGGGGGCACUGUGAAAGCAUUUAAGUUUUUUCAAAGAGAUCACAAGAUGGCUCUUCUUCAGAUGGCCACAGUGGAAGAAGCUAUCCAGGCCUUGAUUGAUCUUCAUAACUACAACCUUGGUGAAAACCAUCAUCUCAGAGUGUCAUUCUCCAAGUCAACAAUUUAAGAGGGGGGAGCUGAAGAUUUGGGUGAAUCACAUUUGUUUGGUGUCAUCACCUAUUGACUGUUCAGAAAAGUGGGGACCAGAGUUUGAUUUUUUCAUGCUGUUAUCAUUCCUUGGUUUAAAUGAAAUGGCAUAUGUAAAGACGGAGUUAUUAACUGCUAUAUUUCAUCUGUUUUAUAGGGAAGCCAUUUUUAUUGUCUGUUUAAAUUUUGAGUUUAAUUUUGCUUUCUUUUUUCAACUUAGUUGACAUACGUGCCUUACAAAGGAAAACUAGUGUUGCUGUUGUGCAUUUACUAGAAGAAGGAAUUGGUUGUCUAGGGCACAUCGUUAAAUGGGAGUUAAAAUUUGUUUAGGCAGGGGUGUGUAAAAAGGUUAAGUUUUUGUUUCUCCUGCUUGGAACUUAUUUUGAAUUAUUGGCUUAUCACAUUUCUUUCAAUUAAGAUACUUGAUAAUUGAAAGAAUAAAGCAACAUUUUUAGUUUUUACUACCUUAGGCUUUCUUGCUUUUGAACAAACAUUGGCCUUUUGUAUUUCACAAUUCUGGUCUAGAUUCUGUUAUGAAUGUAGGCAUUAGUUAAAAUUAACACGAUGCAGAGUAUUAAUUUCUUAAGACAACAAGUGACUUCUGUAAGUUUGAGCCCUAUGUGGAAAGCAUUGUGGAAUCUUAACCUUUUUUUGUACACACUCUUGUGGGACGUAUCAUAUAAAUGUCAGCACUAAGUAAUGUCUUGUUUGUGGCUGAAUAUUUUUCGUAGAUGUUUUUGAAGUUGACAUGACUUACGUGCAUUUAAAUAUAUAUUGCCAUCCUUAGUUUGUAAUUAAGAUUUGGAAAUGGUUGUGGAUUUCUGAGCAUGUGCAGACUGGUCUAGCUAGUUCAGGAACUGGUGCAUGUAUUUUUCAAACAAAGAAAGUGUACUGCGAAAAUUUGCAGGAAGAUUAAUUUUGUGGCAGUUUUCUAAAACUGACAACCAGGUGGGACCAAAGUUUAUGUGCCUUUAGUCUUAAUUUACCUUGCAUUGUAAUAUUCAGUUUUAAUAAAUCUUCAAAAUAUUUUGUAUUUAGGAAUAGAUCUGACUUUAAUAAAAACAUGGCUCAGAAUCUACAGGUCAAAUUUAUUUGAACAGUUCUUGUCAAUCUGAAUUGUUGAUUCUGUUAAAUGACCAAUGCUUUUUGAAAUUGAUGUACUUAGUUUCAAGAUCAUAGAUUCUGUUAUCUAUGUAGACAGAAUGGUCAUGUAUAUUUUCUAUUAGUUGAGUUUUUACAUCUUUAGAAUGUAAAAUUCAGUAUAGUUUGAAAGCGGCACAAUUAAAAAUUAAUUUUCUAACAAAGUGGGAGGUUUGAUGGUUGUUUAAUUUCAUUCUGUGUGUACUCUGCUUACCUCUGUAGCAUGCUCAAUAAACACUUCUGUAGCUCUGUA